This is a messenger RNA of Psilocybe cubensis, 2583 nucleotides long. RefSeq lists its product as uncharacterized. The coding region runs from base 1 to 2583 and encodes 860 amino acids. The transcript is spliced from 6 exons. NCBI's taxonomy places the organism in Eukaryota, Fungi, Basidiomycota, Agaricomycetes, Agaricales, Agrocybaceae. The record is from RefSeq and is a predicted model, not a curated record.
AUGUCGUCGUUCAAAUCUACAUUAAAUCCAGCAUGGCCACACUUCCUAGGCAUUUUCUUCAUCCUCCUGGCAUGUUUCUCUGGAAUUACGCAUCUUCUCUUCUUUGGAUGGGCAGACCCAAUGCAUUGUGAGGCAUUGCUGAACGACGGAAGUUGGUUAGAUUCUGACUAUCAGAACUGGCAACCAAACGGGUGCAUGUUGUAUCCCUACUCCGAAGACGAGGUUGCCCCCUGCUUUCAGUCGAGAGAAAUCAUAUUCAUCGGAGAUUCUGUUACCCGGAAACUUUUCUUCCAAACUGCAAGAACCUUAGAUGCGACUCUACCUUCAGCUCCGACGGAUGAUACCCUAAAGCAUGCGGAUCAUACCCUACAGUCCCAACAUGCUACUAAUCUCACUUUCAUAUGGGAUCCCUACCUCAACAACACUUACACUCAACAAGUGUUAGCCGGUACGGCGACUACCAAUUCUAUGCGACCUGCUAUGCUAGUAUUGGGAUCUGGCCUUUGGUAUCUACGCUAUGCAAACACAUCCGGAGGAAUAUCUGCUUGGGAGAGUAACAUGGAACGAAUUUUUGACUCGUUGUCGACCUUCAGUAAACCUGCAGACGAAGUCAUUAUACUACCCGUGGAAGAAGUCUCGGUAUCGAAGCUCUCCAUGGACAGAGCGUUGUCCAUCCAUCAUUCGGACAUCGACGCCAUGAACUCAGAUCUAUUCCAUCGCAUAAACCCACCUACAGAUAGCUCGGGGCACAUGUUCUCCGUAGCCCCUGGUGGCGAAGUUGCGCUCCCACUCGUGUUUAACAAAAUGUUGGACGACUCACUUACAGAAGACGGUUUACACUACUCAGAUACUGUCGUCAAAGUCCAAGCUAGGAUUCUAAUCAACCUCAGCUGCAACGAUAAGUUGCCAAAAGUCUUUCCUUUGGAUAGGACAUGUUGUAAUCGUUACCCACUACCAUCAAUUCCUCAGCUGUUGUUUUUGUUCAUGGUACUUGCAUUGGGGCCAUAUCUAUCCUACAAGGCUUUCACAGCAGGCAAGUAUGUUCGAACCGCACUCUUGGGGCAGCAAACAUUACCUCCUUUAAUCAUUGGGUCGUCAAUCGCCCUUAUAUAUCUAGCAGACAGGACAAAUUUUUGGCAGAAAGAGCAAAAGCAAUUUGAUCCUUGGGGAUUCAGUUUAUUGUGCCUUACAUCACUUGCUCUUGGAUUAACCACCAUGCAACGAGGAGAAACCGACCUAGGCUUCCUCAAUCGUGACCAGACAGAAGAAUGGAAGGGUUGGAUGCAAUUGGUCAUCCUAAUCUACCAUUAUUUCCGAGGAUCCCAGAUCUCAGGAAUAUAUAAUCCAGUACGAGUGCUGGUCGCUUCAUAUCUUUUCAUGACUGGCUAUGGUCACACUACCUUUUACUUGCGGAAGGCAGAUUAUGGAUUUUUACGAAUUGCUCAAGUUCUCAUUCGUCUGAAUCUGUUCACAAUUCUUUUGGCGUACACCAUGAAUACGGAUUACAUUUCGUACUACUUUACCCCACUGGUAUCGAUGUGGUACAUUGUCGUUUAUGCUACAAUGGCGGCUGGGGCCCGAUUCAACGAUCGCACUAUUCUUCUCGUCGGGAAAAUUUUGUUCUCAGCAGCGUUUAUGACCUGGUUUAUGGAUAAGAGUUGGUUACUCGAAGGAUUGUUCAAUAUUCUGCACGAUGUCUUCGCAAUACAUUGGUCGUCGCAAGAAUGGGCAUUCAGGGUCAACCUUGACAUCUGGAUUGUAUAUGUCGGGAUGUUGUCUUCAGUGGUCAUAGCAAAAGUUCGCGAACACCGCCUCGUGGAUCACCCUCGCUGGCCCUGGGCAAUGAAAGGAUCCAUCGGAUUCUCAUUCCUUGUUUUAAUUUGGUUUUUCGUGUUCGAACUUUUUCAGGAGUCAAAAUUUGCUUACAACUCAUGGCAUCCGUACGUUUCAACCCUGCCCGUUCUGGCGUUCGUUAUUUUGCGGAAUUCGAGCGUCGCACUCCGAUCGGCUUCGUCGCGCGCCUUUGUCUUUGUGGGCAACUGUUCUUUGGAAGCGUUCAUAAUCCAAUAUCACCUCUGGUUAGCGGGUGAUAGCAAGGGUAUUCUGCUCGUCAUUCCUGGCACAGCAUGGAGGCCUAUCAACUUCGUAAUUACAUCGGGGAUGUUUUUAUACCUCUGCGAUCGAGUGUCGUUUGCUACAGCGGAGAUCACUGCGACUAUAUGUGGAACGCGAGUGCGGGAGGUAGAGUUACCGGCGACGACUCCGACCCAAAGUUCACCCGAGACACCGCUGGCCGCUGAUGAGCAAGAAAUCAUCAUAUCGCUGUCACCUCUCCAAGCAGACGAUACAUUCAAGGAUGAAUCAGGGAAUCCGUUGCCUGUCGAGCCCGAUACGCCAAUCAGGCCGGGACGCUGGGUGGAUCGUCUUGCACAGAAUCCAUCCCAGCCCGCCUCUCACAGUUUUACUCAACGACUGUUUGCUGCAAACACCUCGUGGACGAUUCGACUGGGUGUUAGAAUACUUGCUUUCUUUGUUGUUUUAUGGUUGCUCAAUGUGUUCUGGCCAUAUCCUUCAGAUUUGUAA